GGUGUUGUUUGAAUGGCGUUGGUCCGGAGCGCAAUGCGCUUUCUGUGUCUGUGUCUCGGCGCGUGCGCUUUUUGGAAACAGACUCUGGCGGGAACCGGCGCCGGGAUGCGCACAUGGGACAGGUUCGGCAAACUGCCCUAUCCAGAGGAUAAAGCCUUCCUGUACGACACGUUCCCUGAGAACUUCAUAUGGGCCGUGGGCACUGCCGCUUAUCAAGUGGAGGGCGCGUGGCAAAAGGACGGCAAGGGCAAGUCGGUGUGGGACACGUUCACACGCGCCGGGAGCCGGGUGGUCACCGGGGACGUGGGGAGCGACAGCUAUCACAACCUGGCGGGAGACCUGCGCGCGCUCCAGCAGCUCGGUGUCACGCACUACCGCUUCUCUCUGUCCUGGCCGCGCAUUUUCUCUAACGGCACGAGGAGUACUUACAACGACAAGGGAGUUGAAUAUUACCAGAGUCUCAUCCGUGGACUGAAGAGGAUCCGAGUGGAGCCCGUGGUGACUCUGUAUCACUGGGAUCUACCGGAGAGCCUGCAAAACGCCUACGGUGGCUGGAGCGACCCGGUGCUCGUGGAUCUGUUCAGGGACUACGCAGAUUUCUGUUUCCAAACCUUCGGCGCAGAUGUGAAGUACUGGAUCACAAUGGACAACCCGUUUGUAGUAGCCUGGCACGGAUAUGGUACCGGAGUUGUGGCACCUGGCAUUAAAAACGACCCAGAUAUGCCUUUUAAGGUUGGGCAUAAUCUUUUAAAGGCUCAUGCCGCAGCAUGGCAUGUAUAUGAUGAGCGCUAUCGUGCCCAUCAGGGAGGAAGAGUGUCCAUAGCACUGGCUUCCCACUGGAUCAAACCAAGCAGGACAAGGCAGGAGAGCCGGAGGGCUUGUCAGUGCUCGUUGGAAUUCGUGCUAGGCUGGUUUGCUCAUCCUCUGUUUGUAGAUGGCGAUUACCCACCAUGCAUGAAGCGCAACCUCACACACAGGCUCCCAUCAUUUACAAAGGCAGAGAGGGAGUAUGUUAAUGGCACUGCUGAUUUCUUUGCUCUGUCUCAUGGUCCUGCUCUCAGUUUCCAGCUGAUUAAUGACAGCCUGCGCUUUGGGCAGACAGAGGAUCUGGAUCUACGCAUGCUGCUCUUCUGGGUUUACUCAGAGUACAACAAGCCUCCCAUCUUUGUGGUGGAAAGUGGCUGGUUUGUCAACGGCAAUACCAAAACAAAGGAUGCCAAGCACAUGUAUUACCUUAAGCGUUUCAUAGCGGAGACAUUGAAAGCAAUUCGACUGGACAAAGUGAAUGUGUUUGGAUACACUGCCUGGUCAUUGCUCGAUGGCUUUGAAUGGUAUCGGGAGUAUGGAAUACGGCGUGGACUUUACUAUGUAGACUUUAAGUCUGAUCACCUGACGAGAGAGCCAAAGACUUCAGCCAUGUUUUACAGUAAACUGAUCGAGAAGAACGGCUUCCCCCAGCUCCCAGAGAACAGGCCUCUUGUUGGAGUUUUUCCUUGUGGUUUCACGUGGGGAGUGGCUGCGAACUCCAUACAGGUGGAGACCACACCUAUGCAGUUUGUUGACUCAAGUGUCUACAUCUGGAACAUCUCCAAUAAUGGAAAACUGAAAAAGUUGGAGGGUGUGGAAGUCCCCAUGCACAGAAAACGCCACUGUGCUGAUUUUGCUGCGAUCCGUCAACAAGUAUCAGAUAUUCAGUACAUGCAUGUUUCCCAUUUCCAUUUUUCUCUCAACUGGUCCUCUAUAGUCCCUACAGGCCAUGUAUCAGAAGCUAACAACACCUUGCUAAGCUAUUACCACUGCUUUGUUAGUGAGCUCCGGAGGGCCAACAUCACCCCAGUGGUCACUCUUUGGCACCACACUGGAAAACUCUCCAGUCUGCCUGCGCCACUGGAGACCAACAGAGGUUGGCAAAAUGAAGAGACAGUGCAGGCCUUUGCUGCUUAUGCUAGGUUGUGUUUUCAAAGGCUUGGGGAUCAUGUUAAGCUGUGGAUCACACUAAACGAACCCAAUGAUGAAGACCUUGGCUAUGCAGUCGGACAUCAGUUGCUUCGCGCUCAUGCACUAGCCUGGCGUGUAUAUGACAGUGAGUUUCGCCAGUCACAAGGUGGUAAAGCCUCUUUGGUGCUUCAUAUGGACUGGGUUGAACCUGCAUUCUCUUUUAACCGAGAAGACAUGGCUCCUGCGAAGCGAGUUUUGGAUCUCCGUGUGGGUUGGUUUGCCGAACCCAUAUUUGGCAGUGGAGACUAUCCACCAGUAAUGCGCCAGUGGCUUCAGCAGCGAAACACUAUAGACCUGUUCAAUUACCAUUUACCCUCAUUCAGUGAAGAGGAUCAACAACUAGUCAAAGGCACCUAUGACUUCUUUGCCCUCAGUCAUUUCACAACCUCUAUGGUGUAUGACGAAGUGGAGGAUAAGUACUUGUUCAAGGACACAUUAGAAGUACAACUAAUAUCAGAUGUAACCUGGAUAAUGUCUCCAAGGCGUAACUCUCCAGUGGUUCCUUGGGGUCUACGCAAAGCCCUCAAUUGGGUUGCUUCACAUUACAAAAGUGUACCCAUUUAUGUCAUGGCUAAUGGUGUCCAGGAAGACGUAGCCAGAUUCAAGGACAGUCUCCGGGUUUACUAUCUGUACAACUAUAUCAAUGAGGCUUUAAAAGCAUAUACACUGGAUGGGGUCAAUCUGAAAGGCUACUUUGCCUAUGCAUUUAAUGACCGGCAUGACCCUGGCUUUGGCAUGUAUGGCCAUGUGCAGGAGGAGGACAUAGUAAAAUCAUCUCUAACCCACUACAGAAAACUUAUUGACAAUAAUGGGUUCCCAGGCCCUGGUAGCCCCCAGAAACACUGUCCUCGCAUGCCUGAACACUCACCUGUGUGUCACGUGCUGGCUAAGCGCCCUGUUGUGGGCUUUAUCUCUUUGGUUGCUUCUGCCAUGCUCAUUACUAUGGGUGUUAUUAUAUACUACAGCAUGAAAAGACCUAAAUAACCUAAAGUUUCUGAUUUGGGUUAGUAGAUUUUAGGAGGAUGUGUUAGUUCUACUUAUUUUCAGCUACUGCUACACAAUUGCUGGCUGCUGAAUUAGAAAUAUGCACUUAAAUGAACCCCGAUUUAAAUGUGAAGCUUGUUAUUGUUUGUAUUUUACAGUUGAAUAUUUGUGUACACACAUGUAGAAUUCUUUGAUUGGUGUAUGUAUAUAUACAACUAACAGAUGGAAGUAUUGCAAGCUAAUCCAGUGCCCAGUACCUGACAUGCACCCAUCAGCUACAACACCUUUACACCACCACCAGGUGAACUGAAUAACAUUUUCAAUUAUAUAUCAGUAAACUGGUGACAGGAUCAUGAGCACCCAAUGCUUAUAACACCCUGUGAGGACCAAAGGCCAACCUGUCUGGUCCAUCCCACAGAAAAGCUAGUGUAGCCCAAAUUGCUGAAAGAUCAAUGCUGGCUAUGAAAGAAAGGUAUCAGAACAUUCAGUGCAUCCCAAACUGCCACACGAGGCUUAAGCAGGAAAAAAGUUCAAGGUUGGUGGUUCAGCCUCUAAAUUUCCAAGAUCUCAAUCUGAUCGAAUCUCCAUGGAAUGACCUGGACAAACAAGUCCGAUUCAUGCAGGCCCCAUGUUAAGUAUAAUGUUUAGCAUUUUAAUGUUAUGGCUGAUUAGUGCAAGUGUUUAUUAUGUCACAGAUGUUCUGCCACUAGGUUUGCAGACUACUUAACAAAAAAACACCACCACUACUGCCCUUAAUUUCUGCCCUUUUCUCUUGGACUGGUCUUUGUGUCAUAGCUGGUGUAUUUUAAAGAGAAAACAUGCUGCACUUUAUUAAUUAUAUCUGUUGACCUGAAUAUCUGUACUUUAUUACAUGAAAAAUAUGUUGUAUUUGUCUUAUUAUAUAUUUAGUGAAAAUUAUAUAAAAACAAAAUAAUAAAGACCUGCACUCCACUAAAAGUAGAAAAAAAAACAUGGAUUCAUGUCGAAAUUCACAUUUUCAGGGCAAGACGAAAAGACUGGACUAAAAUGUUUU
Messenger RNA from Clarias gariepinus (North African catfish), 4015 nucleotides. RefSeq names its product klotho (gene kl). Gene Ontology annotation, molecular function: hydrolase activity, hydrolyzing O-glycosyl compounds. Gene Ontology annotation, biological process: carbohydrate metabolic process. Lineage: Eukaryota; Metazoa; Chordata; Actinopteri; Siluriformes; Clariidae. Bases 13 to 2982 code for a protein of 989 amino acids. The record is from RefSeq and is a predicted model, not a curated record. The transcript is spliced from 5 exons.